ACGUGUCAAGUGUGCCAGAUGAUGCUGCCCAACCAGUGCAGUUACUGCGCUCACCAGAGGAUCCACGCUCACAAGUCUCCGUACUGCUGCCCAGAGUGCGGAGCCGUGUGCCGCUCUGCCUAUUUCCAAACUCACGUCAAGGAGAACUGCCUGCAUUAUUCCCGCAAAGUUGGAUUCAGGUGCAUCCAUUGCGGAGUUGUCUUCAUGACCCUUGCCAUGCUGAAAGUGCACAUCCACGAGAAACACUGCGAAGUCUUCCACAAGUGUUCUUUUUGCCCGAUGGCCUUCAAGUCGGCCGACAGCACCACGGCUCACAUGACCAGCCAGCACCCAGCAGAGCCUCACAAGACUACUCAGGUGAUCUACAAAUGCUCUUGCGAGACGGUCUUUAACAAGAAGAAGCUGCUCCAAGAGCACUUCCAGCAGAACACCAACAAGUUGUUAGUGGGAGUGUUUAAAUGUCCACAGUGUCAGCUGGUGUAUAUGCAGAAACAGCAGUUAAUGCAGCACGUUAAGGGUGUUCAUGGAGUCCCCCAAAAUCCUGAGGAGCUCGCAAACUUUCGACAGAAGUCUGAGAAGGCAUCAAGGAACCAGGUUCAUACCCCACCAAAGGAGCUGUCGGUAGCCAACGGGACUUCCCACUCCCCUCUGCCAAGGAAGGAUAUGAGGGUGGAAGGACACAAUCCUGAGUCCAAGUCCAAACUGAGAAGAACUGGUUGGACUUGCAAGGAAUGUUCACAGUGGAUCCCUGAUCGGGAAGCCUAUGUGUCCCACAUGAAGAGAAGUCAUGGAAGGUCUAUGAAGAGAUAUCCCUGUCGACAGUGUGAACGCUCAUUUAAUGCCUCCAACAGUCUACGUAGACACAUCCGCAAUAAUCACGACACAGCAAAGAAAGUUUAUACUUGCUGGUACUGCACAGAUGAAAAUCAGACAUUUCCUCAACCGUUCAUGUUGGAGAAUCACAUCAGCCUCAUGCAUGGCAUCAAAAACCCAGACUUAUCCCAGAUGGCCAAAGCAAAAGCUCCAGAGAGAGACACAGCAGAAGCAAAAUCUCCAAAGAGGAUGGCAACGGAUGAGCUGGGUCAGGCAGAGACUGCUGCAGGUUCACACGCUCCACCGGCCAAAAAACUGAAAGCGCAUUGGAAAUGCGCUAAAUGCGGCUUUGCGACAGACGUCAGUACUGAGUUUCAGGAACACAUACCUCUGCACAAGACAGACAGCUCCACCUACCAGUGCUUGUUCUGCGGCUUGUGCUACACCUCUCACAUCUCUCUGAACAGACACCUCUUCAUUGUUCAUAAAGUGAAAGACGAGGAGGAGGAGGAAGAGGAGGAAGAAGAGGAGGAAGAGGAGGAUGAAAGGCAGAAGUUACAAAUGGAGAUGAGCGAGAACGGACAUGAGGGGUAUAAUGGCGAGAUGAACACUACAGCGGAAGAAGAAAACCUGAAAUGCAAAGAGUGCAAAAGUGACUCAGCUCUUUGUGAACACACUCAGGCGUGUGGCGUGGAGGGUCCUAAUAGCACCUCGCAGAACAAUCAUUCAAAGCCUCUUAAGACUUAG
Pterocles gutturalis (yellow-throated sandgrouse) is the source of this 1560-nucleotide messenger RNA. RefSeq names its product zinc finger protein 592-like. The transcript is spliced from 7 exons. NCBI's taxonomy places the organism in Eukaryota, Metazoa, Chordata, Aves, Pterocliformes, Pteroclidae. The annotation marks the transcript as partial. The record is from RefSeq and is a predicted model, not a curated record.